GCUGCGAAGAAAUAAGGAAAAACCGAACUCGUCUUCUGCGAGUUGCCGUCGGUCGCGCAAGAAAAGGAACGUACUCCAUCAUUCCCUACACGCGAAGGGAGAGUUAACCAAAGUGAAGAAAGUGACCUAGGCCUUAAGAAAGUGUACAAUCCUAGGUGCAUGGCAACGCAAGACCUGCUACGUCGAGUGUUGCAAAUCGCAUAGCAAAUCCCUUUUUUCGCGUCUUGCCUAUUUUCAGCGUGUUGUACACAAGGAAACCCCGUGUCGUGUUGUCUCUCAGUGGCGUUUGCGAUUUGCCAGUCUACAUUAGCCUUCUUACAGUAAGGCAUCCUCGUCGUAACGGGACGUGUGAUACCCUAGACCUCUGCUCAUAUCGCAGGAUAGUAAAAAAUAGCCUUUCAACUUGCCAUUUAAUUUUUUUUUCGUCAACGCAAACACAAACACACCAAAACAAAAUUCGUCACCCGUCUGCGGAAGCGUAGGACCCGAUACGCCAUAAGGAUAUCGUUGACAAUGGCAAAGGAUAACAACAACAUUAACACCGAUGACCUCACGGAUGGUGGGCCUUCCUCGUCUACUUCAGGAACGGUGGCUUCUUCGACAACCGGAACGAAAGCUGCCACAGCCGCGACAGUAACUAGUGAGCCGGGAGACAAUGUUUCGGCGCCCGUGGAACAGUCAACACCGGCACCGGCAGAUCCGCCAACCCGGCGGGAGGAGAAUCCGUUCUCUUUCAAACAUUUCCUCAAGUGGGACGGCCCCGCCGCCGGUGGAACGCAUUACAACCACACGAUAAAUGGCGUCAGCUCGACCGGUAUCGGUUUGGGUGCGUCCGGAGGUACUAGCACUAGCAGCAGUAGCAGCAUCAACCAUAGUCGUAGCACAUCGAACAUUAAUGGUCACGGAUGCUCGAGCACCCUUGAGGUUGCGAACAGUAAUGAGACGAACGGCAGUUCGAUGGAUACAAGGACGAAUGCCGGAAUUGCAUCAGGGAAUCCGGUGAACCCAGCCACCACCAUUACGACCAGCACCGGGUCCCCUUCGAAGUCAGCCACGACGAGUUCACUGAAUGUGGUCAGUUCGACGACCGGGGCACGUCCAAAAAUUCCCCAGUUCCAGUCGGUCAAUACGCUUAGCAGCGAGUCGAAGAUGAAACGCUCCCCUCGCUUCCCUUCGUUCGAUUCCCAGUCAAGCCUGUCCGACUUUGCCGACGAGCGCUUCGGAUCGAUUUAUCAGAGCCGUAGUAACAGUUCCUUCAGCUCGGAUUACCCGCCCGGAGUUGGCGGUAGUGGCGCUUGUUUGGGUAGUGGCCUCCGGGGGACGCACUCGUCCAACGGAGGCGAGGAUGCGGAACUACUCCGAGGGUACGUACCGCGAUCGUACUCUAAUUACGAUCUCGAUAGCCCUGGCUCGGCCACCGGAACCGAGCGAAGGCACGACCAGGAAAACGAUGGUGGCAACGGAGGGCGGUUGGUUGGGGCGACAGAAUUUUCGGCAGCCCUUCCCGAUUUCGUUCAGGAUCAUCUCGUAAUGGAGCAGUGGUAUAACACGCUUCCGAAGGGCGGAAGCGGGGGUGGUGGUGCCGGUAUUCCCAGCGGUGGUGGUGGAAGUGGUUCAUCCGGCUCGGUGGAUUUCGACGAUAUGUUUGAGCUGGCCGGAGUAGGUAGUUCCGGUGUCAUUCUCAACGAUAUGCCGUUCGAUUUGACGGCAAGCAGUACCGGAAGUGGUAAUGUGCGCGGCCGUGGCUCAGAUAUGGGUCAUCGAAACUCACCGACCAUUCCGCUCGAUCUCCCCCCAAUGGGAGGUGGUGGUGGUGUUGGGCCAGAAAUCGGGCUGGACCUUCCCCAUCGGAGAGUAACACCGACACCAUCCUCAGCAGAACUUCCUCCGGAUCUAACCGAAGGUAAUGCCGGCGCUGGCCUCGGCGACGGUGGUUUGGGUGGGGCCAGAUCACGGCCCUACUAUUACUCCGUCUCACCGCCUCCACCGGAGGCUUCUUCGGGUCCGUCGGCGGGGACGGCGGAUAAAAUUCACCGUCUACCGGACUUCCUCUCCGAUGGCCCAAUCCAUUCGUCUGGACGUCUGGCGGACGUGACACAAGACACACCACACGGGUCGGAUACAGCGGCUGCAUCGGCUGCAGCCUCCAACCAUCGCCACCGGCUACAACAACGCCAAAGGGAAGCGCAAUACCAGAACCGACUCGGGGCGGAACUGGCGGAAAAUGAACGGCUGCGUCGCGAGCUCGAUCAAAGCCGGCAGACGGUUAGCGUGCAAGCACGGCGUAUCCGGGAACUGGAGCGGGAUCUCGAGUCGAUGGUUUCGUCGAGAGUGAGCGCAGCAGCAGCGGCGGCGGCUGCGGCAGUAUGCGGACCGUCUUCGGGCAACGGCGGCUCGACGCAAUCAAAUGCAAACAGUUUCAUGCAGGCCAAAACAAGAGCAGCCUCUGCCGAAGCUGAGGUGAAGAAGCUACGACAAAAGAUUCACAGUAUGAGCGUUGAAUUCGAUACCCUUCGGAGGGAAAAUGAAACGCUGAAAGAAGAAGUCUGUGGAGGCGCCAUCGGGGGCAGUAGCACUGGUGCGGGCGCCAAUGCUGGUGUGUCUCGAGGAGAAGAUGGGACGAACGUCAACCAACGACCACGAAGGGAACGUUCCUCGGCCUUCCUGCGGGCCCAUACCAUUGCUCUACGACAGGCGGCUUCUUCGGCGGAAAAUAAUCUCAGACAACUUUUAAGCGGUGUGGAAAAUCUCCGCACGAUGGCAAACCAGAUCGAAACGUUCGGAGCCACGCAGACGGAAGAACUUGGCGCCGCCGGUGCGGCUAUCCCGUUGGAAGACUAUCUUCACGGGGUGGACAUUAACAGCGAAGAUGACGAUGACGAUGAUGACGAUGAUGAUGCGCUCGGGCCGGCACUAUAAACGGCCGUCGUCUGAAUGGGCCCGGAGACAUAUUUGCUCUCUUGUGCAAGACUUAAGGAAAUCAUAGCGACUGACGAGGGGAAACACCUAUAGAAGCAACUGGAGUCGGCAGCAUGAUGUGCGUGUGGAAAUCUAUAUAUUUAUGUAGACGGGUCACGAAUCGUUUUCGCACAUUUACACGUUUUGCUCGCCAAGUCAAUGGACUUACUUUAAUCCCUACAGGGACAGAUAGAGAGAUGGACCGGAACAAACGGAAAGUGGAAGUAGAUGCACACAUAGUCGGAACCAAAUCGUAUUAAACAUGAUUGCGGCACUCGCAACAAAUCAUUGGUGUACAUAUUUACACAUAAACGAUAAUAGAUUAUCUACAUCCUUCUGAUUACUAUGCUGUACGCUUACUGAUGAUCGAAAUGAGGAUAACCGAUGGACAUGGGACGGAGCCACCUCAGCAGUCAUUAUACAUGCCGUGACUGAGUUUAGAGAACGCUUGCCUACACGCUACAGCAGUAGAGAAAAAAGAUGGUUUAUUUUUUGUUGGUAUUUGCACGGACAAGCUGAAAGACGAAUAGUCUUGGUUUAAUAGAUAGCUCAACGAAUGGUGUAUAUUUUUUUUUUUUAGACCAGAGGCGUUUUUGUUAGUGUCCCAUACACGCCACGCACGGAACAAACGAACCUUAAUAUCUAUCCGAUCACUAUAAACUAUCGUACCAGUAGGGACGAAGUGAAAGUGCACGCAUCAUAAUCAGCACAAACUUCUCAAGCUUCGUGGCUUCAAAACUCGUCUAGAACAGUGGAGCACUUUCAGUUUUCAGGGAGUGUUUCGAUUUUCUCCAUACACCGUCGUGCGAUGUGAUUUGAACUACAUUAAUCUUAAGUUUUCCCGUUACUCUAUACGGCGCCGAAAUCAAACUCUCGAUGGGACAAGGAACGGUGCGGAUAAAAUCAAAAGCAUAUAACGUGAGCAAAGAGCCGCUUUGGACGCCUGCGUCUGCGGCGGCAAAUUUGAGUGAUGAAUAAUUAUUAGCUGAACAGAACGUGACGAAUAAAGGCUAUAAUAAGUUAAACUUGCAGAUGUUUUGGGUUAACCACUUGUGGGAUAUGGUGCCAUUACUAUUUAAGACUUCCUGGACAUUUAUGCCUAGCGAGUUGACUGAUACUUU
Anopheles coustani is the source of this 4079-nucleotide messenger RNA. RefSeq names its product mucin-19. The transcript is spliced from 4 exons. Lineage: Eukaryota; Metazoa; Arthropoda; Insecta; Diptera; Culicidae. Gene Ontology annotation, biological process: regulation of cytokinesis; positive regulation of protein localization to cilium; positive regulation of cilium assembly. The record is from RefSeq and is a predicted model, not a curated record. Bases 514 to 2919 code for a protein of 801 amino acids. Gene Ontology annotation, cellular component: centrosome; recycling endosome; ciliary basal body.